AUGCAUCUACUAAAAACGAUCUCCAAGAGCGACGUCGUCAAAGGCAAAGCUGCAGUCCAGCAUAGAACGGCGCGCGAUCGCAGUCCCAUGUGCUCGCGCCUUCCCGAAAGAUUCACUGCAGACAAAUCAUCAUACCGAUCAAAGCCCGCCAUGGCGGCCACCACGCAAUUCUGUGCUACUGCCGAGCUCCUCGAAUUGGUCCUUCUCGACCUGGACCUCGACACCCGUGACAUUCUCCUAAGCCAGCGAGCCAGCAAAUCAUUCCGCAACGUCAUCACCGGUUCGCAAGCAUUGCAGCGCAAGAUGUUUAUGCUAGCAGACCCCACUCCGCCUGAAGAAGAACGGUACGGUACUGGUCCAGGUCAGCGUGACCCCAACACAAAUCUCCGCCACAAGCCCAAAAACCGGAAUGAAUGCGACCAGACCGGUGACGAGCAAGCUAGAUACCAUACCAGGGAGAUCGAUGGGAAGGUGUUCACUCUCGAUCGGUCGCCACCCUGCCUCAGAUCUGUCCAACCCUGGAAGUCGUACAUUGUGACGAAGCGUGGUCAGUGGCAACAGUGGCAACAGUGUGCUCAGAUGGAUUGGAACUCGGAGAAAGAUGUAAGUAUGCUCCACAAAUGGAGGACCAUGACCUUGUCUCGCCAUGGCUGGCCUCAAUUGCGCGCGGAGCGUGGACGUCGUGCUGAUCCGGAUCCCACCAUCAACGACAUGCUCGAUCUGUUGACUGAGAACACCAUGAGCGCUGGUAUUCCGAGGCAAUUCCCACUGCUGAGGGCCGAGGACAGCGUUCUGCGUACAGAGGCCUCCUGGAGAAAGAUGUUGACUUCGCGGCCCCCUUCUACGACGGUCCUGUACUCAAGCAAGUACAUCGUACCUGAGAAAGAUUGGGAGGUUAGGGUGCGAGGAAAGAUCAUGAGAGACGACGGCGUGAGGGCUGGAGAGGUGAUUGAUGAUGUGCUUGAGCAUGCGGGAACGGCUCGACCUAUCCAAGUGCAGAUCAACUGGAGCGAGUCGCUAUUAGGUGCGGACGGACGAGCAAAAUGCAGAUGA
Recurvomyces mirabilis is the source of this 1053-nucleotide messenger RNA. RefSeq lists its product as uncharacterized. NCBI's taxonomy places the organism in Eukaryota, Fungi, Ascomycota, Dothideomycetes, Mycosphaerellales, Teratosphaeriaceae. The transcript has 2 exons. Bases 1 to 1053 code for a protein of 350 amino acids. The record is from RefSeq and is a predicted model, not a curated record.